AUGGCAACCAAGAGGCAGGCACCCGACGAUCAUGGCGUGCGCUCGAAGCGGCCUCGAUACAACACCAAUCCGAACAAGCCAGCGAAUCUGAGUGGAAAAUCCUUCCGAAAAGCACAUCCGGUGAACGAGUUGAAAUCCCAAAUUCGGUCUCUAAAGCGGUUGCUUGAGCGCGACUUGCCUGCCAAUGUACGAGUUGAGAAGGAGCGCGCAUUGCAGACCGUGACAAAGGAGCUGCAAGAUGCCGAAAGGGCAAAGAAGAAAAGCGGGAUGAUUGGCAAAUGGCAUAAAGUGCGGUUCUUCGACCGGCAAAAGGCAGAGCGACGCUUGAAGAAGGCUAGAAAAGCACUGGAGGCUGCAGCAGGAGCGGAUGCGGCGCUAGAAAAGACGGUAGAGGACUGUGAAGUCGAUGUCAGCUACGCUAUUUACUAUCCGCUGGAGGUGGACUAUGUGCCGCUGUUUCCAUCCAAACGCAAGAAGGACGGCGAAGCGACAGAAAGGGCGGAAACUGAUGACAAAGCUGCGGGGAGAGAGGGCGAUCAGGAAAUGUGGGAGACCGUGAGGAAGUGCAUGGCAGAGGGCACUUUGCAAGACCUAAGAGAAGGCAGGCUGCGAGCAUCAGGAGCAGAGGUUGAUCAGGAGGAGAGUGUAUCCGAAAUUUCUGCCAAGCGGGUACAGGAAAAGCAAACUAGCAAAGAAGGCAGGUCGAAGACGUCGCAGUUCGGGAAGGAAGACAACGGCGAGGACGACGACAGCGAAGACGAAACCGGGAGAGGAUUUUUCGGAGACGACUAAAAGGUCAUUGGGCCUAUGGAACCUCGAUAAUUCUAGCUUCACGCAUCAUAACCACGAGCUUUAUUUCG
Messenger RNA from Pseudocercospora fijiensis CIRAD86, 860 nucleotides. RefSeq lists its product as uncharacterized. Gene Ontology annotation, cellular component: nucleolus; preribosome, small subunit precursor. The transcript has a single exon. NCBI's taxonomy places the organism in Eukaryota, Fungi, Ascomycota, Dothideomycetes, Mycosphaerellales, Mycosphaerellaceae. Gene Ontology annotation, biological process: maturation of SSU-rRNA from tricistronic rRNA transcript (SSU-rRNA, 5.8S rRNA, LSU-rRNA). The record is from RefSeq and is a predicted model, not a curated record. The coding region runs from base 1 to 792 and encodes 263 amino acids.